CACACUUUACGGCGCUGCAGUUUCAAAACAAAUCAACGUGGUUCCUUCACCUUCAGUUAUUAGUAGUGAAAUUAUUGUCAGCAAAUUAAGCAAAAUAUCGCUCAAACUACGCUAAUUUACUAGAACAUAAGUCUUAUUCACGGUGCCGCAAAAUGUCUAGUGACAGCAGCAGCGAUUCCGACAUGGAAAGACCCCAGCAGAAGCAGGAACAGCCACCGAAAAAACGCAAACGUCUGCAGGACUAUUUGGACGAAAAGGCCGCUCGUGAGGCGGCCGAACGUGCCGAGGUGGAAUUGAAAAGACGGCGGAAGAGCGGAUUGGACGUUGACGAUGAGGAAGCCGAAGAAGUAAGUUACCCCGUUAUCAAUCCGUUGAAUUUCAUCAAGAACAAAGAGAUACGGUCGAAACAAUUCAAACGACUUCAAGGCUCCAAGAAGAAGGAAGAAAAGGCCGCCCGGAAGGCCAGAAAGUUGGAAGGUGGUCCAAAAACUACCGGUCACACUAUCGAGAGCUUGCGGGAAAAGGACCAGACAUCGUUGGCACAUGCCACGGAAGACGACAACGAGGAGAUUGCAAAUGAUUUGGAGAAUGACGAGUUCAACGAGUAUUACAAGAAGACGUAUGAACCCAAAGUGCUCAUUACAUACAGUGCGACCCCGCAUACAAGGACUCGGAAGUUUGCUGCGGAACUGGAAAGGAUAUUGCCGAAUUCUUUGGUCCAUGCUCGUAAUAAGGCAAGGUUGAAAAAUGUCUGCAAGAGCGCCAUACGAGAAGAGUUUACGGAUUUGGUCGUCAUCAACGAAAACAACAAACAACCGGAGGGACUGCUGGUCAUUCAUUUGCCGGAGGGCCCCACGGCGCAUUUCAAAAUCAGCAACUUCAAAUCAUUGAAAGACCUGAAGAAGAGACCAUCGAACAUUACCAGCCAUCGCCCGGAAGUAAUUCUCACCAACUUCAGUACCCGGUUGGGUUUGACCAUUGGUCGGAUGCUGGGUGCGCUGUUCCACUACGAGCCGGAGUUCAAGGGCCGUCGGGUGGCCACCUUCCACAAUCAGCGGGACUACAUCUUCUUCCGGCACCAUCUGUACGAGUUCGACAAGAACGGCAAACGGGUGAAACUGCGCGAACUGGGACCGAGGUUUACGUUGAAGUUGCGCUCGCUGCAGCAGGGAUUGUUCGACAGCAAGUGCGGCGACUACGAGUGGAUGAUUACCAACAAGCGGCACCAGAUGGAGAGCAGGAGACGGUUCUUCCUGUGAUGGGCGGGUCUCCCUUGGUUGCUUUUGUUUUGGCGAUUAAUAUAAUGUAAGUACAAUUA
Aedes albopictus (Asian tiger mosquito) is the source of this 1318-nucleotide messenger RNA. Its product is annotated as probable ribosome production factor 1. The record is from RefSeq and is a predicted model, not a curated record. The transcript has a single exon. Gene Ontology annotation, biological process: maturation of 5.8S rRNA; maturation of LSU-rRNA. NCBI's taxonomy places the organism in Eukaryota, Metazoa, Arthropoda, Insecta, Diptera, Culicidae. Bases 153 to 1259 code for a protein of 368 amino acids. Gene Ontology annotation, molecular function: rRNA primary transcript binding. Gene Ontology annotation, cellular component: preribosome, large subunit precursor; nucleolus.